This is a messenger RNA of Cyphellophora europaea CBS 101466, 1545 nucleotides long. RefSeq lists its product as uncharacterized. The record is from RefSeq and is a predicted model, not a curated record. The transcript has 2 exons. Bases 1 to 1545 code for a protein of 514 amino acids. Gene Ontology annotation, molecular function: oxidoreductase activity, acting on paired donors, with incorporation or reduction of molecular oxygen; monooxygenase activity; iron ion binding. NCBI's taxonomy places the organism in Eukaryota, Fungi, Ascomycota, Eurotiomycetes, Chaetothyriales, Cyphellophoraceae.
AUGGCGCCUCCAGUCUCUGAUCUUCCCGACGAUAUCCCCGUUACCCAUGCCGCCGUCGCUACUAUCUGGAACUUUAUCGUCGCCCAUCCGUUCGUGAUUCUCUUUGCCCUACUAGUGAUCAGACCUCUGUAUAAGAGGUACUCUUCGCCUUUGCGACAGUACCCUGGUCCUUUUAUCGCCUCCUGCACUCGGCUAUGGAAAUUCUGGAGCACCUGGACCGGCAAGACCGAGCAGCACCACAUUGCCCUCCACAAGAAGUACGGUCCUGUUGUACGGGUUGCCCCUAAUGAGGUCUCCUUCGCCUCCCCGGAAGCCGCCCUCGCCAUCUUCCAAGUCGGCAAGGGUUUCCACAAGACCGACUUCUAUGGUGUCUUUCCUCCUCCAGAGAACCCUGACAUCUUCACCGAAACCCGCGAGGCCGUCCACGGCGUCAAAAAGCGCUAUGCUGCUACCCCUUACUCCAUGGCCACCAUGCAACAGUCCACGUCGCGAAUCGAAGACACUGAGCGCCUGCUCGUCAGAAAGCUCGAUGACUAUGCCGAUGGCCACCAGGUCUGUGACUUGGGCGACUACUUACACUUCUUCGCUUUCGACGUGUUGGGCGAAGUAGCCUUCUCCGCUAACUUCGGCUUCCUCGAGGCAGGGGUUGACGUCGAUUCCGCUAUCAAAACCAUCGAUAACUCGCAAUGGUACAACGGCCUGAUUGGUCAAAUCCCAAUCCUCGACAAGUUCCUGCGCCGAAACCCCCUGUGGAAUUUUGUGCCUUUCCUUGCCACCAAGAAUGCGUUGAUAACGCGCACUGCCCUUUCGCAGCUCGCCAAGCGCCACGACCCGAACAACAAGGAAACCUACAAGGACCUGCUGAACAGCCUCAUCCAAGCGCAGCAGCAGAAUCCCGACAAGCUCGGCGAAGGCGAUGUCUUUGCCAUCGCGCACGGCGCCAUCUUCGCCGGCUCCGACUCCACCGCCUCCACCAUGCAGUCUUUCUUCUGGAACGUCCUCAACAACCCGCGCGUCUACGACACGCUCGUCAAGGAAAUCACCUCGGCCGACAUGUCCGACAUGGUGCAGUACAACGAGGCCCAGACCCUGCCCUACUUCCAAGCCUGCCUCAAAGAAGCCAUGCGUCUGCAGCCCGCCGUUGGGUUGAACAUCACUAGGAAAGUGCCAGUCCAAGGGGCGGAAAUUGGCGGCGCAAAGCUCCCGGGAGGGACAGAGGUGGCGGUGAACGGCUGGGUGCUGCACCGCGCCCGCGAGGUGUUUGGCGACGACGCAGAAGUCUACAGACCCGAGCGCUGGCUAGAUGCCGACCCGGAUCGGCUGCGGAAUAUGGAUCGAUGCAUGUUCCAGUUCGGCGGUGGCUCACACCUCUGCAUCGGCCGACAUCUGGCGCUGCUCGAGAUGAACAAAGUGCUGCCGCAGCUGCUGCGGCGGUAUGAUGUCCGACUCGUGACGCCGGGCAAGGAAUUGGAGCACCACUCUAGCUUCUUUGUCGUGCAGUGGGGACUGAAGGUUUACAUGACCAAGAGGCCGGGGCAGGAUUAG